CAAACUGGUUCAGGUCUUCUGAGUGGCAGGAACAGAUAUCUCUCAUACUUUCCUUGCAUUGGUUUUGUUUGUGCCGUAACACAAAUUCAGCUCUGAAUAGAAAAUAGAGGACUUUGCGUAGUAAAGAGACAUGGAGGCUGUUUUAGGACUGUUGGUGAUGUCAGCAGGAGUGUCUCAUGGCUUGGAAACUUCCUGUGAUGCUAGAGAAGAUGGAUCUCAGUGUUAUGGAGCUCUGGGAGGAACUGUCUAUCUCCAGCUGACUGAUACCAUGGCAUAUAGUCACUACUCAUUUUAUAAAGGCUCAACUGGUGCUAAAACAGAGAUGCUGAAAAUGAAGGCCACACUGGUAACAAGAGACACCCCCAUUAAAGACCGAGUACACUUCUUUAUAAACAAUGGGACAUUUAGGUUAAAUAACACACAAAGGAAUGAUUCUGGUGAAUACCUGCUCAUAAAAUAUGAUUCAGAAGGGAAAACAACAGGGACCAUAGGACUACAACUGUUCAUCGAAGCUCCAGUGUCCAGUCCUCAGCUGUCCUCUGAGUGUCUGUCUCAUGGAGAGAUGAAGGUGUCCUGCUCCUCUGAGGGGGAUGGUCCCCAGUACAGCUGGACUCUGGAUGGACAGACGCUGAACGACACUGAUGCCCCUCCUGAUAAUAAGACAAACACCAUCACUCUGAAGAAAGGCCUGUCAGGAGAUCUCACCUGUACCGUCAGAAACAACAUCAACCGUAAUACUGUCAGCAGGAGAAUCUCACACUGUCCAGGGCUGAUAUAUGUUAACUGCACCUUAUCCAACGGGACAAAGAUAUCAGAGUGGGUGAUUACCCUAUGUGUUGAGUCUACAACAGUGGCGACUGUGACUGAGGCCCCCACCAGUAAAACCUCCACUGGAUCCGGGUUCAAUGUGUUUGUUUAUUUCCAACUUGCUGAAGUCUUCCUUCUGCUGACAAUCUGUCUGGGAUCAUACUGGUUUUACAAGAAGAAAACCUGUCCUCAAGAACAAGAUGAUGGUGAGUAAGCAGAGUGUUUGCAGUCUCUCAGGAUGAUCACGGUGGGACUCUAAGAGGGGUGUUGAUGUCAUGAAAGUUGCCAUGGAGACCACGACUAAUGAUGAUGUUAUACUGCUUAUUGCUGUUUUACUCUUAAUCAAGCUCAAACUCAAAGCACAGUCACAUAUUUAGUUAUUUUGACAUACGUCUUCAUAGUUUCAUAAUGUUCCUUCAGACCUGCCCUUAACAAAGUAAUAAUGAAUGAUCUAUGCGAUGGUAUUUAUUUAAUGGAUUUUAACUCUUGAAUUGUAGUGUUUUAGCGGUUUUUCAUUUGUACAUACAGUUUUUUAUAAACUAAUGAAAAUGCUAUUGUGUUUUUGAAAAAUACAUUUUCUUUUGUAUUCGAAUGUGA
Messenger RNA from Oncorhynchus tshawytscha (Chinook salmon), 1404 nucleotides. RefSeq lists its product as uncharacterized. The transcript has 6 exons. The record is from RefSeq and is a predicted model, not a curated record. Lineage: Eukaryota; Metazoa; Chordata; Actinopteri; Salmoniformes; Salmonidae. Bases 131 to 1021 code for a protein of 296 amino acids.